Messenger RNA from Penicillium paradoxum, 2913 nucleotides. RefSeq names its product DDHD family phospholipase. The record is from RefSeq and is a predicted model, not a curated record. Gene Ontology annotation, molecular function: glycerophospholipase activity; metal ion binding. The transcript is spliced from 4 exons. Gene Ontology annotation, cellular component: cytoplasm. Bases 1 to 2913 code for a protein of 970 amino acids. NCBI's taxonomy places the organism in Eukaryota, Fungi, Ascomycota, Eurotiomycetes, Eurotiales, Aspergillaceae.
AUGGCGGGCCCGAUCCACACCUACGGUCCAAGCUGCUUGCUAGUGGAUGAAGAGCAGGACCACACCAGACCGCAAGCACUACCAUCACCACCAGAACUCCGAUCACAGUUCUUUUAUAUUUCAUCGUUACCGAUCGAUGAUCCACUCGCUCCACUGCCACCGCCUGCAAGCCACGCGACUGGAAACGACAGACUUCCUCCCACACCGUUCUCAGCCAGAGACAACAUUGCCCUAGAGGAUGCCUGGAGUGGGCUACGGGAAGCGAGAAAAACCAAGAUAAUCGAAUACAACAGAUCCAGGUCAAACACAUCGGGAAGGCCUGGCAUAGCUGUUCCUGGGCACGAAUUGGUCUCAGAUGUCGAACUCCACCACAAGCCGACCAAGCAAGAGGGCCCUUCUUUGAUUGGUAGUAAAGAAAGCAGUCUAAGCAAUCCUCCGUUGCUGGACGAGAUUCCCUCCCGCAGUCACAGGAGCCACCUCGGUUUUGCUGCCGGAAGUGCGAAUGCACGAGCUUUGGAGCUUGGGAAGGAAAAUCAGAUCGGAUCCUCACUGGGCGACGGCUUGGAUUACGACACUCCCAGGGCAAUUGCCAUCGAUCGGAAAAGACCACGUUCUUCAUCCGUCAACGAAUCUAGCGCAGCCAAAAGAAGAAACAGUGAUUCAUUGGAGACCAAAGAUGUGGGUGAAGGUGAAGAGACACAAAGUCUGAGAGCCGAUCAUUCUCGCGAUGCGAGCAUGAGUGGUUCACCUUUUAUACGGGUGCCUACAUCUCAGUUCCAAACACCACUUGGUCGCUCGUUUGAGUCCACGACAUCAAAAGAAGGGGGCGAAUGGCAGGCCGAACUACGAACCAGUACUCCUCCUCGCAGUGUUCCAAAGCCUUCGGGCCUGAGAACGACUGUUAGCCUGGAUCAAUUGACACUGGACUCGCAGGAGGAGAGAACCGAAGAGCCAAACACCCAGUCAAAGAUUCCAGUUGGAGUUUCACGGCUUCACUUGGUUGAGUUACCAAAUCUAAAGAUGAAACCUAUUUACUGGAGUCCGCUUCAAGACAUAUCAAAUGUAGUCCGAGCCACCUGGUUCUACAAGAAUACUAUGUUGCCUGUUGAAACAGAGCUUGCGAAUAAGCUGGAAAAAGGCUACAUUUAUUUGAAGCCUUGGACCGACACCUGGCAAGAUGAACUGAAUAGUUGUGUCGAAAACGGCGCCGACGCCGAGUUAAAGAUUGUCUAUCCAUUGUGGACGAACCAAGACAAUCGAUCUGCAACUUUACAAAACCUACAAAGUAGUGACACACCUCUAGAUGACGCAGGAGAUCUCUUGAAAUUCGACAAAAACCAAGCGGCAGGCGGCACCUCUGUUCAAUCUGAGAGCAUCAAAUCAUACCUCACAUCCAGUGCCAUCUAUGUCGAUGCAACAAAUGCUCAAAUACUCCGGCCAAGCUUACUUCCCUCUGUGUCGAGAGGACGACGACCUCUUGGUCCAAUCAGAAAGGGUCGACAGAUAGGCAUACCCGUGGUUCGCGGCUUUAGUCGAAAGGCAUGGGAACGAUUGCACCCGUCAAAGCCCAAUCCUAUUGACGUGCGUCAUUACAUCCGCAAGACACAGUCGAGGAGUUCCCACGCACCAGGUGAACAAAUAUGCUAUGCGUGCAAGAUGGAAGAGUCACGACCACCUCCCACAGACCUAGUCCUCGUUAUCCACGGCAUCGGGCAAAAGUUAUCGGAGAGGAUGGAAAGCUUCCAUUUCACUCACGCCAUCAACGCGUUUCGACGAGAGGUGAACAUGGAGCUUAACAACGAACCUGUGUGGCCGCACGUGCGCGAAGACCAUGGGGGAAUCAUGGUUCUUCCUGUGAAUUGGCGCAUGAAACUCUCCUUGGAUGACCCUGAAGUCGAGUCUGAUAUCGAAGAUCCAGCUAGCAACAAUUUCUCUCUUGCAGAUAUCACGCCUCAGACACUUCCCGCCAUCCGAUCUCUAAUCAGUGAUGUGAUGCUUGACAUUCCUUACUAUCUAUCACAUCACAAACCGAAAAUGGUCAAGGCAGUGGUCAGAGAAGCGAAUCGUGUAUAUCGCCUCUGGUGUAAAAACAACCCAGGGUUUCAAGAACACGGCCACGUACAUCUCAUUGCUCACUCCCUCGGAAGCGUGAUGGCUAUAGAUAUUCUUAGCCAGCAACCAACACAUGUUCCACACUUCGACUUCUCCAAUACGCCUUUGCAUAGCGACAUAUUUGAGUUCGAUACUAGACAUCUUUUCCUUUGUGGUAGUCCAGUCGGCUUCUUCUUGCUUCUUAACAAGGCUAGUCUUCUUCCCCGAAAGGGUAGAGAAAAGCCAGGCAGCGAAGGUGACGAUUUGCUUCGUGGUGUUGCCGGUGAAGCAGGUCAAUAUGGCUGUCUUGCCGUAGACAACCUCUACAACAUCAUGCACAACACUGACCCAAUCGCAUACCGUGUCAACGCCGCAGUAGACUCGGAGCUCUCCAAUUCCCUCAAAAUGGGCUCUAUCCCCAGCUCCACCUCCACAUUCUGGCAAUCUUUCGGGAGUGUCUUCCGCUGGAGCCCGGCUCCUUCUACAUUCCUACCAUCCACUGUCCCUAUCCGCCCCGCAGCGGUCUCUAAACUCCCGUCCAAUGUGGAACUCGAGACUCACGACUUCACACGCGAAGAAAUCGCUGAGAAGCGCAUGCUUCUCCUGAACGACAACGGCCAAAUUGACUAUUAUCUAUCUGGCGGCGGCGGUCCAUUGAAUAUUCAAUACCUCAAUAUGCUGAGCGCGCACAGCAGUUACUGGACACUUGGGGAUUUUGUAAGAUUCUUGGUUGUGGAAAUUGCAAGAAAGCAGGGAAGGGAAGGGACACUCCUUGCGUUCCGAUCCGAAAAAAAGAAGGGUUGGAAGUAUUUCAAGGGUUGA